AUGCCCCAGACGCGGUCCGCCAAAGCCAUCUUAAGCCACCAAGAACGCACCGCAACUGAACCGCGCGAAAAAGACCUCCAUGCCGCGACCGUCGACACCAUAACAGAAGUCAACAACCGCAUCAAGACAUUCAGGUUCGCGCUCAAAGACAAGAACGGCUUCAACUUCCAUCCCGGCCAAUGGCUCGACGUCUUUGUGCCUGGCGUUGAGAAAGCGGGCGGCUUCACCAUCACGAGCUCGCCACGAGAUGCCCUGUCACAGUCGAACCGCGACCACGCGCCCUUUUUCGAGCUGGCGGUGCAGAAGAGCCCCAACAACCCACCUGCGGAAUGGCUAUGGGGGCCGGAAGAGGAGGUGCAGGGACAAGAGGUCAACGUGCGCGUAGGCGGAAGCUUCGUCUGGCCACCACCCGGGCUGGACCUGAGCAAGAUCAAGCGCGCCAUCUUCAUCGCAGGCGGUGUGGGCAUCAACCCCAUGAUGUCCAUGCUCGCCUACAUCAACCAAAACUACCCCUCCCUCCAAGUCCGCCUCCUCUACUCUACAAAGGUGCCCUCGCGCGAAACUGUCCCCACGCAAGUCCUCUACCUCACCCAACUCCUGGACCUCUUCCGCAUACCGCGCUCCGAGACAACAAAGGACCGCCUCGAGCUCUACUUUACGGGCACAUGGGACGGGUCACUUAUGAACAGACAUAACACCGAGCCCAUACAACCGCUCAUGUCGCUCACGCUGCCGAAUCUCGAUGUCGAUACUGAGGUACCCGUGGUUGCAUGGACGCAUCGCAUCGAUGAGAUUGCGCUGAGCAGUGCGGUGGGGACCAAGGAGGAGGCGAAGAGUACGUGUUUUUACGUCUGUGGGCCGCCGGAUAUGACGGAUGAGAUUGUGAAGUAUUUGAAGGAGCAGGAACAUGUUGUUCCUGAGAGGGUGCUGUGUGAGAAGUGGUGGUAA
This is a messenger RNA of Dothidotthia symphoricarpi CBS 119687, 948 nucleotides long. RefSeq lists its product as uncharacterized. The coding region runs from base 1 to 948 and encodes 315 amino acids. NCBI's taxonomy places the organism in Eukaryota, Fungi, Ascomycota, Dothideomycetes, Pleosporales, Dothidotthiaceae. Gene Ontology annotation, molecular function: oxidoreductase activity. The record is from RefSeq and is a predicted model, not a curated record. The transcript is spliced from 3 exons. Gene Ontology annotation, cellular component: mitochondrion.